Messenger RNA from Lathyrus oleraceus (garden pea), 1926 nucleotides. Its product is annotated as F-box protein At4g22280. The transcript has 4 exons. NCBI's taxonomy places the organism in Eukaryota, Viridiplantae, Streptophyta, Magnoliopsida, Fabales, Fabaceae. The record is from RefSeq and is a predicted model, not a curated record. Bases 368 to 1741 code for a protein of 457 amino acids. Gene Ontology annotation, molecular function: protein binding.
GAAAUCUUGGGUGAUGCUGAUUUUCCAUAUAUAUAUAUUCUCUUCGAAUACCGCCGAGAACCCUAAUUUCAAAAUUUCAUUCCAUAGCAAACAAAGUUAAAAGGCAGCGGAGAGAAGCCUCCCUCUCCACCAAGCGCCAUCGUGAAUAGCCGCACUCUCCACCAAGCGCCAUCGUGAAUGGUGACUCACCGUUAACGGUUUCGAUCUGUAAAAUCUGCAUUUCAUAAAUUUGGACGGGAAAUUGAAAUCACACAAUCCAGAUCCUCUAUUUUUGCUAGUGUUAGACGGAAAAAGUUUGGGCUGUGCUAUUGAUCUUCGAUUUUAACGAGGCCGCCAAAGAAAAAGUAAGGAACUUACUACAAAAAAAAUGGAUUCCGGUGGUUUUGUUACUGCACGUGACAGACAAGAUGAGAGUGAGUGUUCAAAGAGGCAAAAAUGCAGCCAAGGUGAAGAAGAUAGGAUAAGCAACCUACCUGACUUUAUCAUUGGCCAUAUUCUUACUUUUCUUUGUUUUAAAGAUGCAAUUCGUACUAGUGUUUUAUCACAGAGGUGGAUAUACAUGUGGACAUAUAUCACAAAACUAGGUUUAGAUGAUGGAGUCUAUCAGAUAAACAAAACUACUUUUAUCAACUUUGUAUGCAGGAUGCUGCUUCACCUCAAUGCUUCAAACAUCAAUGAAUUUCAUCUUAUUCUUGAAGAGAAAUAUGACCCCUACAUUAUCGGCCAGUUGAUAUCUCUUGUUUCAAAUAAAAAAAUUAAAGUGAUUUCUCUCCGUUCCAUCAAUGAAUGCAGCAUUUCAUGCUAUCCCAUUUUCAAGUGCCAGUCCCUGGAGAAAUUGGAGUUGGCUAUGGGUCAUUCUAUUAUCCAAUUUCCGUCUUUUGUUUGUCUUUCAUCCCUCACUGCCCUGUAUUUGGUUGCAAUCCGAAAUCCAAUGAAAAUUACUUGUUACUCCUCCAAUCAAUCCAAAGAGUUAACACUUAAAUUCCCAGUUCUUAGAGACUAUAUAUCAUGUGAUUGCAUUUGGUUAGAUGUAAAGCGUGUUACUAUCGAUGCGCCUCUUCUUGAAAAAGUUAUAAUAGACCGUCAAUGGGAUUAUUCGUCCAAUGUGUCACAUGCUGAAAUUGAGAUUCGUGCUUCCUAUGUUACAAAUUAUUAUUAUAGGAGCUAUGUAUCAUCUGAGACCACUUUGCUAGAUGCUGCACACGUUGCUGAGGCUUCCAUUUCUCUAAGUGAUGAUUCAAAGGUGAACAUGAGUGGGCAAGAAUUGAAGAUUUUUGUUCGUAAACUAUUCAAUAUUAAUAAUUUGAAAGGUUUAAUACUUCAGAAUCUUGCACCAAUGGAACAUUAUUUGGCUGAUAUUUCUGCUUUUGGAAUGCUGAGUAAUCUGUGUAUCAGUUACUUUGUUACCAUUGAAAACUUGCUAUGCUUACUGUUAAAAUCACCGUGUUUGGAGACUCUAGUUUUAAAGUAUCCAAUAUAUUCUGCCAAAAGACCGCCGAAUUUUGCGAUUGUACCUGAAUGUUUUCUAUCUACUCUUAAAGUGGUAAGAUUUGCAAAGUUUACGGGUGGUCAGCAGGAGUUUAGUUUUGCUAAAUUUGUUAUGGAAAAAAGCCAAGUUUUGGAGAGUAUUAGUUUCUCAUGUUAUAAGCUGCGUGGGGCAAAAAUGAAAAAAGUUAAGAAGAAAAUAUUCUCAGUUAAGAGAAGUUGUAACAUAGAAUUUUCAGAUUAUUUAGACACAUGAAUUAUUUAAGAGGGCGGAGAAUAAACUUUUCAUAUUUAUUAUCAAAACUGAGGAAAGAUUUGAGUAUUGACUGAUGGUAAGAUAAACUCUUGUUAUCAAUAUUGAUGAAACUAGAGAUUGCUCUUCUUUUAAGCACAUUGAUCUUAUUGGAAUAUUAAGCUCACUCAAAAAAGUCUCUUUGUUUA